AUGACGUUUUCUACCCACUUUCCCCCCUCAUUAAUACCGACUCCCAUUUUCAAGCCCGCCACAAUCGCUGCGUCACCCUCCUCCUACUCCCCGCUUCUCCCCAAAAUUCGUCCCUCUUCCUCUGUUCUUCGUUGUUCCUCCAUCUCUGAUAUGGAUGCAACUGUAGGUCAAGGUCUUUACCCUUUGCACCGUUGUAAAACAAUUCACUUGGUGAGGCAUGCUCAAGGGAUUCACAAUGUAGAAGGAGAAAAGGAUCAUAGUGCAUACUUAUCCCAGGAACUAUUUGAUGCACAUCUUACCCCGCUCGGUUGGCAGCAGGUAGAUAAUCUGCACAAGCAUGUUCAGGCAUGUGGGCUUUUGAAGAAGGUUGAACUAGUUGUUGUUUCCCCUUUGCUGAGGACCAUGCAAACAGCAGCUGGAGUUUUUGGUGGCGAAAGCUACAUAGAUGGGAUAGAUGUAACUCCAUUAAUGGUGGCAAAUGUUGGGAACAGUGAACGACCUGCAAUUUCAAGUCUAAAUCGCCCGCCAUUUCUUGCAUUAGAGCUUUGUCGAGAACAUUUGGGAGUUCACCCAUGUGACAAGAGGAGAAGCAUUCAUGAGUAUCGGCCUCUUUUUCCUGCAAUUGAUUUUUCACUGAUAGAAAGUGAUGAUGAUAUUUUGUGGACGGCGGAUGUUCGAGAGAAGAAUGAAGAUGUCGCUUCUAGGGGAAUGAAGUUUAUGAAUUGGCUUUGCACUCGGAAAGAGAAGGAGAUAGCAGUUGUUUCUCAUAGUGGGUUCUUGUUUCAUGCUUUAAGUGCAUUUGGGAAUGAUUGUAAUCCAUUAGUGAAGAGUGAGAUAUGCAAACACUUUGCCAACUGUGAACUUCGUUCAAUGGUCAUAGUUGAUAGGGGUAUGAUAGGGUCAGAUUCCUCAACGACUAACUAUCCUGGAAAAAUCCCCCAUGGGCUUGAUCUACCAAGUGAUGUUGCAAAUGACAAGCACCCAAAAGAGAAGGGAGUUCCUAAUUAGGCACUAUCCCAAGUGGUGAGCAAACGGGAAUCUCAGAUUGGUAUUAUGAUGCUGAGAAGGAUUUACUGAAGUGCAUUUACUCAACAUUUAUUAGCUCUGUUGUGUGAUUACUAUAUUCUUUUUUCUUCUCAAGGGGGAUAAAAAAUUCAAAGCCCAUAAAUUAAAUUUAGGUGGCAAUUCUUUUAGAGACGAAGGUAUGGAGAUAUUCAAUCUACUGAAUUAGGCAAAAUAUCUAUAUGAUUAAGUUCAUGUUUAUGUGUGGCUCAUGAACAAAUGGUGGCUGGUGUUCAUUUAUAAGUAUCGUGUUCUGAAUUUCUAAGUAAUGUAAACUUCAUCCUGAAUAAAAUUGCCUAGUUUUCACAGGAAA
Molecule: messenger RNA, 1375 nt
Organism: Vitis riparia (riverbank grape)
Lineage: Eukaryota; Viridiplantae; Streptophyta; Magnoliopsida; Vitales; Vitaceae
Product: phosphoglycerate mutase-like protein
Exons: 10
Coding region: 1-1008 (335 amino acids)
Cellular component (GO): cytoplasm
Molecular function (GO): phosphatase activity
Source: RefSeq, a predicted model, not a curated record